Molecule: messenger RNA, 2645 nt
Organism: Ostrinia nubilalis (European corn borer)
Lineage: Eukaryota; Metazoa; Arthropoda; Insecta; Lepidoptera; Crambidae
Product: facilitated trehalose transporter Tret1-like
Exons: 5
Coding region: 284-1762 (492 amino acids)
Biological process (GO): transmembrane transport
Cellular component (GO): membrane
Molecular function (GO): transmembrane transporter activity
Source: RefSeq, a predicted model, not a curated record
UAUUGUGAAUCGCAGCUAUUGAAAGGCACGCGUCGAUCCACUCUCGCGCACGCGUCGAACGAAAUACGAAUUUAAAUUUUUUAGGUGUACCCCAAGGGAGUGAUUUGGUGCCAGUGUUUUUGCUAUUCGAAUUGUUAAAAAUAGUGACACGUGAACUGAGUUUUACUUCAACAGAUGCUGACUUGCAUGAUAACCCCACGAUGACUCCCGCGAGUGACAACGCGAAAUAAGUGACAAGUGUAAAUCAAAAGUUUUUGUGAGAAGUUAAAUUAUUAGUGAACACAUGUGUGAGAAGGGGGUUAAGGAGAAGAUGACCAACAUCACGCCGGAGACCCGGAUCAUGAUGAUGCGGUCUGUGGAUGGCAGGAGCAGCUAUAGGAGACAGAUCCUGGCAGCUCUCGCGGUGUCCCUCGGGCCGUUUUCAGCGGGACUCAGCAAGGGGUACAUGUCGCCAGCCAUCUCCUCCAUGCAGGAGCCUCGGACGGACGGGUUCCCGGUCAGCGACCAGCAAGCCAGCUGGGUGGCUAGCCUCAGUUUGUUGGGUGCCCUCAUUGGUGGGAUCCUCGGCGGCAUGGCCAUGAGGCUCGGCAGACGCACAGUGCUCAUCGCAGCAGCCCUGCCCUACUCCCUGGUGUGGCUGGUGACAGCCCUGUCGACGAGCGUGGACAUGUUAGCAGCGACUUCCUUCUGUGGGGGCAUGCUGGUCUGCUCUAUGACUAUGAUAACGCAAGUCUACGUCACAGAAAUCGCCGUACCGGAGAUCCGAGGAUGCCUCAGCUCAGUCCUCAAGAUCCUCAGCCAGAUCGGCAUUCUCAUCGCCUUCUCCCUAGGAGCCUACCUCAACUGGUACCAGCUGGCUUUAGUGGUAGCAGCUGCCCCAGUACUUCUCUUCUUCGCCCUGAUCUUCGUCCCUGAAACACCUUCGUCCUUACUCUUAAGGGGUAAGGAACAAGAAGCUGAAAAGUCCCUACAAUGGCUCCGCGGCCCCGACGCUGAUAUCCGCCAGGAAUUGGCCACGAUCAGAACAAAUAUCUUAGCCAGCAAGCAGUACAAUGACGGCAAUAGCUGCAGAGUCAAGAUCCUCCUCUCCAAAAGACUGACCAGGCCUGUUCUUAUCACGUGUGGGCUCAUGUUCUUCCAAAGAUUCACGGGAGCUCACGUCUUCAACUUCUACGCUGUAUCGAUGUUCAAGAAGACUUUGCGGAUGAUGAAUCCACACGGAGGCGCCAUAGCCACCAGUGUCGUGCAACUCCUGGCUUCUUGCCUCUCUGGCAUGCUCAUAGACAACGUGGGGAGGCUGCCAUUGCUCAUGAUUAGCGGCGUUAUGAUGUCCAUAGCGUUGGCUGGGUUCGGAUCGUACGCGUACUACGAAGACGUCAUCAGAAACACCACGAAUAUAAACCACGCCGAAGCCGGGGCAUACGAUUGGAUCCCAUUGAUGUGUGUCUUGUCAUUCACCAUAGCGUUCUCUUUGGGAAUCAGCCCCAUAUCUUCUUUAUUGAUAGGAGAACUGUUUCCUUUAGAAUAUAGGAGCAUAGGCAGUGCCUUGGCUACUAGUUUCAGUCAUCUUUGUGGUUUUGUGAACGUCAAAACUGCUGCCGACUUUCAAGAUCAUAUAGGACUGUAUGGACUCUUUUGGAUGUACGCAGGUAUAUCAGUACUGUGUCUACUUUUCGUAGUAUUAUUUGUGCCAGAGACGAAAGGCAGAGAAAUAGACGAAAUGGAUCCUAAGUACGUUGAGUCUUUGUGCAUAAACCGAUAGUAUUGGCUUGAGUAUUUUCUUUAGGGUAUAAUUUAGUUCGAUGCUCUGGCAUAGAUUUUUGUCCAGUAUUAUCCAAUCGACAGUGAUAGAGAGCGUGCCUUGAAGCAUGUGAAUUCGUGCUAGCCUUCUUAACAUAUCUUCUUAAGAUAUAUUGUUUAUAUCUACCAGUUUUUCAACUGUACCAUUUGUUACAGUGAGCAUUUCUGACAAGUAUUUAGUUGACUUUGGAGUUUCUUCAAUGUUAUAUCGAAUUGACUGUUUGUCUUCCAUUUUUAGCGGUCUGCUCUAAUUCUUUGAAUGUUAAUGACAUUGGUUAAAUAAAAUAAAACAUUUUAACUUAAUAGAUGAUUUCCCAAUGUUAUUGACUUUUAAAUAAAGGUGUUACAGAUGUCCAAAUUAGUAAUAAGACAUGAAAAUAUUAGAACUGACCACCGAUGUAUUAUAUUAUAUCUAUCUGAAUAUUUAGUUCCUCUAGUAUGUUUCAAAGACUCAACUUAUCAAAGUUCCUUCUAUUUACAAUUUUAAUCGAUCUGAAAUGGGAAAAUGCAUUAAGAUAUAUAUUUUUAAUGAAUUAAUUUAUCUUUAUAUUAGUAAAAGAAAAUGGACUUUUUCCUUGUAAACUUAUAAUGAAAUACCUGAACAUUAUAAUUUCUUAGUACAAAAAUCAUAGUCCUUCUAAAAUUGGCAUGACUUUGGACAUAUUAUAUUGAAAUUCUAUAUGAAUUUGGUAUUGUAAAUAUGUUAUUUAGGGCAAAACGUGACUUGUAACUUAUGAAUAAAUCGUUGUUCUUUUGUAGUAUGGUCAUAGUAUUGAGAUUAGGUAACUCUACUUUUUAAGAGUAACAUUGUUAAUGAAUUGUCAUAAUAUAAACGAGAAAAUAUA